GGGUGCCAGCGCCGCGCAGCGUCAGGCUGCGGCCAUGGCCAACUUGGCAGUGCGGGAGGAGCGGGCAGCUGCCGCAGCGGCCAGCCACAAUGCCCGCGCUGCACUGAUGGAGGAGCAUGGGGAGCGGGGCACUCGCUGGUUCCAUCGGCAGGCUGACGAGCCAGCAGCCGGCGCGCAGGAGCCCAUCACGCACUUGAAGGUGCCGGGGCAACCGGCGCCUGUGGCGCUCACGGGGCCGGGCACGCGCAACACUGUCUCAGCAGCCGCCGCAGCCAUGUACAGCAGCACCAGCCCCACCGGCCUGUUCCGCGUGCAGCCGGUCUGUACGGCGUCGCAGCAACGGCCUGGGCUCGCCGCUCAAGGUGCCCCGCAACUUGCCAGCCUCCUCGCCCAGUUCAGUCUGGUGGACCCUUGGGCGAGCAAGCGUGGCGGCGCCAAGGGCUACACGCAUCCGGCCACGCCCAAGCCAGCCACUCCCGCACGCCUGGAUCGGUGGUAUGUCAGUGCCACCACGGCGCCGUGGGUGGUGGAUGUCGCUCGCACGUAUGGGGCGCCUGGGGACCACAACGGUGUGCUGCUCACCCUGUCCUUGCCCGACCUGCCACAUGCGCACCGGGAGCAGUGGCGCUUCCCCACAUACCUGCUGUUUCACCCCUCGCUGCGUCUGGAGCUCGAGCAGCGCUUGGAGGCGCACGUUGCCGCAAAUCCUGUGACCAGUACAGGUGACGGCGCUUGCACGCAAUGGGAGGCGGACAAGUUCUUCUUGCGGGAGGCCGCCACCAGCAUCCACCGUCGGCAUGCACGCCAGACCCGGGACGGGCUGCAUGGCGUGGUGCUGGCCGCAGACGCGGCCGCUGCCCUGGCCGACCGGCCGGGUGCCAGCGCCGCGCAGCGUCAGGCUGCGGCCAUGGCCAACUUGGCGGUGCGGGAGGAGCGGGCAGCUGCCGCAGCGGCCAGCCACAAUGCCCGCGCUGCACUGAUGGAGGAGCAUGGGGAGCGGGGCACUCGCUGGUUCCAUCGGCAGGCUGACGAGCCAGCAGCCGGCGUGCAGGAGCCCAUCACGCACUUGAAGGUGCCGGGGCACCCGGCGCCUGUGGCGCUCACGGGGCCGGGCACGCGCAACACUGUCUCCGCAGCCGCUGCAGCCAUGUACAGCAGCACCAGCCCCACCGGCCUGUUCCGCGUGCAGCCGGUCUGUACGGCGUCGCAGCAGCAGCUUCUGGCGGCCAUUGACCGCAAGGUUCCGGCGGAUCUGCAGGCCGCCGCAGAGGGGUCCGGUGACGGCGCCCUCAGUGAUGCAGAGCUGAUGGCAGCGCUGGCUGGCUCCGCCAAUGGUAAAGCGCCUGGGUCGGACGGGGUCCCGUACGAGGUGUACAAGGUUUUCUGGGCGCUGCUGGGUCCGCGCUUGUGUGCUGCUGCUGCCGCUGCCUUUGCUGCCGCUGCAGACGCCCACGAUGGCGGUGAAAUGGCGGCGGCGCUGCCCGCCUCCUGGCGGGAGGGCAUCAUCACCCUCAUCUACAAGGGCAAAAGCCUGGACCGCGCCGAGCUGGCGUCGUACCGGCCCAUCACGCUGCUCAACUGCGACUCCAAGAUGGUGUCCAAGGCCGUCAGCGCCCGCCUGCAGCCCGCCCUGGAUGCAGUUGUGGAUGAGCUGCAGACCGCGUUCAUCACCGGCCGCUGGAUUGGUGACAACGCGCUGUACCUCCAAGGCCUGAUCGAAUGGAUGCGCCUGGACGUGGGCGCGGACGGCACGCCACGGCAGGGUGGUGCGCUGUACUUCUUGGACAUUGAAAAGGCGUAUGACCGGGUGCACCGGCAGUGGCUGUAUGCGUCCGCGGAGGGACUUGGGUUUGGGCCGCGCAUGCUGCGCUGGAUCCGCCUGCUCACUGCCAACGGCUCUGCCCGCGUGUGUGUGAACGGGAUGCUCUCUGACGCCUUCCCAGUGCUGAACGGCUUGCCGCAGGGCAGCACCGCCUCACCACCCCUGUGGGUCAUCCAGAUGCAGCCACUGACAUCCUUUCUGCGGCGGCAGGUGGAGCAAGGGGCACUGCGCACGCCCCUGUUACCCAGCGGCGAGCAGGCGCCACCGGCUGCCCACCACGCUGACGACACGACCCUCACGGCGCGCGACCCGGCGGUGGACGGGCCGGUCCUGAUGGCGGCAGUACAGCUGUUCUGCCGCGCGUCCAACGCCCGUGUCCAUCCGGACAAGAGCAAGGCCAUGGGCCUUGGCAGGUUUGCGCACCUGACGGGCCCUUGCCCACACACGGGGGUGCCGUUUACCACUGGCGCCGUGACGCACCUGGGUGUGCCCCUGUCGUGGGACUCGGAUGUGGCUGCAGCUGACUUGUUCACCCGGCGGGCUCGCGGCAUGGCGUUUGUGGCGCGUCUGUGGGCUGCCCUGUCUCUGACUCUUGUUGGCCGUGUGCACAUUGCGAAGCAGGUGCUGGCGGCGAAGCUGGCCUACCACUUCAGCUUCCUCAACCCGUCGCCUGCGCACCCCUGGCCCUCGUGAACAGGGAUGCCCCUGUUCGCGAAAGCGAAACGGCGCAGCGGAAGAAGCAUUUGCAGCUUGCAGGUGGCAGUCCCCGUUCGAGACGCCGUCUGGUCAGGAUAAUGUGGUUGAGGGUGGCGACUGCGUGGUCGUGUAGGGUGUCGCAGCACUGCCUGGCUUUGUGGGAGGUGACGCCCAGGGAGGUGAGGAGGGGGUGGAGGUCCUUGCGGAUUGUGCCUGCAAACCCGAGGCUGAUGGCGCUCUGCGGGGUGUAUUGCACUUUCCAUCCCGCUUCCCGCAGGUCGGCUGCAAGGGCCUGGUGCUGUUGUGCUUUUUCGUGUUGCUUGGCGGCGUGGUUCGUGUCAGCGGUGUAUCCUGCUUCGAUGAUGUGGAUGGUGUCAUGUUCGCUGGGAAGCGCGACAAAGUCUGGGUUUAGGGCUGCGGCGAGGGAGAUGGAAGGGAUUAGUAGGAUGUCGGGGCGGUAAUGUAGGUGGCGUCCUGCCGGUUUGCCCUCCUGGUCGGGGAGCAGCCACGGCGGCAGGCGGUUGUCAGCCGCAUAGUCUGGCAGAUCGGCUUUAGACGUGGCGUCCAUUACCAUGUAGCAACCGCCGCAGUCACCACGGGAGAUGGCUCGUGCGAUGGUCUGGACUGCAAUGUUGUGUCGUUUAAUGUACAUUGCACGGAGUUGGGGGUUGUGGCAGCCUCCCAGUAUAUGGCCGCCGGAGUCGGGUCCGCGGCAGAGUGGGCAUGGGGCAGGGGUAUCGGGGCCAGCGCGGGGGGCUCGGCGGCCUGUAACUGUGCGGCCGAAGCGGGCUGCGAGUUUGUUGUUCCACAGUUGCCCGUAAAGGUAGUCCAUGCAGCGUUUGGCCUUGCGGUGCCGGCCUGAUUGCAGGUUCAUGGUUCGGGUGCUGGAUUUGAUAUCCAGGUCUGGGAUGGCGUUGGCGACGAAGCCAGUGUAGAGGGUUUCGCGGGUGUGGCCUUGGGCGAUGUGCGGGGCCGCGAGCGUGGCAAUGCCGCGGUUGAGGUCAUGCGCGUAGUGCCCUUCGUUCUU
Chlamydomonas reinhardtii is the source of this 3545-nucleotide messenger RNA. RefSeq lists its product as uncharacterized. Lineage: Eukaryota; Viridiplantae; Chlorophyta; Chlorophyceae; Chlamydomonadales; Chlamydomonadaceae. The coding region runs from base 35 to 2515 and encodes 826 amino acids. The transcript has 3 exons. The record is from RefSeq and is a predicted model, not a curated record.